AUGGGCUCCAACAAUAGUGUUAAUAUCGCUAUUAAUCUUGAUCGAAUGAAUCCAUUCUUUUAUGCAGGUGAAUCGGUAUCGGGAACAGUUAAUGUAAAUAUCAAGGAAGGACACAUCAAAGUCGACGAAUUAUUUAUUGAGUUGAAAGGUGAAACCGGUUAUACGACAACCCAUACUAUUCAUGAGUCAAAUGGCUCAACACGUACGGAGACGCAUUACCAUACAAUAACCUUUUUCUUGGAAAAAAUGAUCUUUGAAAGUUCACAAUCAGGAAAAAAAGAAUUAGUUUAUCAUUCCGGGCAGUAUUCAUGGCGAUUCGACAUUCAAUUACCACCUCAACUUCCACCGACAAUCAAUGAAUCACACAGAUAUCCACGUGCUCGAUAUUACUUAAGAUUUGUUAUCGAUAAACCUUGGUACAAACGAAACAAAAACGAAACACUCUAUUUGACAGUGUUUCCACGUGUCAAUCUAUUGAACAAUCCACAAUGUUUGAUGUCAUCUAUUUUUGGUAAUCAUAAUCGUAAAGAUGUUACUCUGAAAGGCAAUAUAAAUAAACUAGGUUAUGUACCUGGUGAGAUGAUUACGGGAACCUUAGAAAUUGAAAAUCCACGAAAAAUUUUAUUGAAACAAAUUUAUUUAUCUUUGAUUCAAUAUUAUCAAAUUGAAUGCAAUGCAGGAAAAGAAACAGUCAUUCAAACAAUUCUGCCUACAAUUGUUAAUACAAAAGAGGAAUAUAUAAUGGAAAAAUUUUCCCUAGCCAUUCCUCUUACAUAUUUGGCUCCAUCAUAUGAGUUUCAUAGCGGUUUUAAACAUACGGCUAAGGUGCAUGUCAAUUAUUUUCUAGAAUUCGAUGUUAAAGCUGAAGGCAUGUUUACAAAUUUCGGUGUUAGUAUACCCAUUACAUUAGCGACUGAAUACAAUACAAAUCCGAAUGAGCAUCAAUUGAAUCAUGCAACCAAUUUAUUACCUAAUUCUAUUUCUUACUAUCCGGAAGCAAUCAUGCAUGACAAAUAUCCUUCAUCGAAUUUUUAA
This is a messenger RNA of Rotaria sordida, 1035 nucleotides long. The record is from the annotation of a GenBank genome assembly. Lineage: Eukaryota; Metazoa; Rotifera; Eurotatoria; Philodinida; Philodinidae.